Messenger RNA from Leptinotarsa decemlineata (Colorado potato beetle), 2027 nucleotides. Its product is annotated as proton-coupled amino acid transporter-like protein pathetic. Gene Ontology annotation, cellular component: vacuolar membrane. Gene Ontology annotation, molecular function: L-amino acid transmembrane transporter activity. The record is from RefSeq and is a predicted model, not a curated record. Lineage: Eukaryota; Metazoa; Arthropoda; Insecta; Coleoptera; Chrysomelidae. Gene Ontology annotation, biological process: amino acid transmembrane transport.
AUUUUUCCUUGCCACUCUCAGAAUACCGCCAAACAAUAAGUACGUAGCGUAAGCGUGAAACAUUAAUUAUCUGGUGAAUAUUCAAUUUUCAUCUGUUGAUAAGAAAUGACGCGAUAAAAAAUAGCCGAUGUCUAUGUGAAAUUUCGGUUCAACGGGUAUGAGGUAUAUCCAAGUGAAAUAUUUGUUUUUAUUCUUUCGAUAGUGUGAAUGUUUGAAAUCCACGUUUCCAUACUGGAUUUGAAAUGACGAAGAAAAAACACACCUUUCCAUCUACAGAUGAUUUCAAAUCUACAACCACCUUAGCCAACAAUGAUCAAAUAUCUACAAAACUCAGCAUGGAAAGCACAAUCAGUUUGGAUAAAGUAUAUAAUCCUUACGAGCAUCGAAUUCUGCAACACCCCAAUACUUUUUCCGGCGCCCUCAUCCACAUCCUCAAGGGAUCUUUAGGAAGCGGGCUACUGGCUAUACCCAGAGCUUUCAUGAACGCAGGAUUGUUGGUGGGAAUUUUCGGAACGAUCUUUAUUGGAUUCAUUUGCACUCAUACCGUUCAACUUUUGGUUUCAGCAUCGCAGAAAGUAUGCAAAGAAACAAAAACUCCCAGCUUAGGUUUUGCAGAAACGGCCCAAGUCGUUUUUGAGAAUGGACCGAAAGGACUUCGGAGCUGGUCAAAUUUUGCAAAGAUAUUCGUGGAAGUAGCUCUAACACUCACCCACUUUGUGGGUAAUGCCGUGUACAUAGUAUUUAUAUCGGAAUCCAUCACCAAGCUAGUUGCGUUUUACCAUCCACCAGCGGCAGAUUGGGGCCAAUAUUUCAAAGUCGUCCUCCUCAUUCUGCUGAUUUUGUUCUGCCAAAUCAGAGAGCUGAAACACCUCGUGCCCUUCUCGUUCAUAGCCAACUUGACUAUGGUGACGGCGUUCGGGAUUACCGCCUACUACAUGUUCAGAGAACUGAAAGACGUUCAAGUGUCUGACAGGAAACUUGCGACGGGAUUGUCCGGAAUUCCGUCGUUCUUCAGCACCGUCGUAUUCGCGAUGGAAGGCAUCGGGACCAUUAUGCCUGUGGAGAAUUCCAUGACCGACAACUCGUUUAUCGGAUGUCCCGGUGUCCUGAACACUGCCAUGACCAUGGUUGUGACCUUCUACACGAUGGUGGGACUCUGCGGGUAUUUGGCCUACGGGGAUAAAACGGAAGCUACCAUCACGCAGAACUUGCCCUCGCAGGACGUUUUAGCGCAAACCGUCCAAGCCUGCAUCUCGACGGCCAUCUUCUUCACGUUCAUGUUGCAGUACUACGUGCCGAUAGACAUCACCUGGAGGAGGCUGAAACCGCAUAUCUCCAAGGAAAAGCAAAACCUGGCUCAGAUCGCCUUGAGGACUGCCACGGUAACCUUCAUCGUCGGAGUUGCUGCAGCAGCAGGCGAUCGCUUGGGGGCUCUCAUUGACCUACUGGGUGCCAUCUUCUUUUCCACUCUCGGCCUCUUCGUCCCGUCUCUUUUAGACAUAAUCGUGAACUGGAAGAAUUGGGGGAGGUGGAACUGGAUACUGAUGAAGGAUAUAUUAUUGCUGGUUUUCUUUUUGUUUGGAUUCGUCACUGGCACCUAUUACGCUCUACUCAAUUUCAUUAAAGACUAGUUUUCUAUAAUACAGAGGAUAAAGUGAUUGUCGACAGCCUCUUGUGAAAAACGAAUGCUAAUCAACUUCACAGUUCUUCGGCUAUUGUUGAUCUGCUCAUUGUUACAAAAAGACCAAUUUAUGCUAGAACAUAUUUUAACCCAAAAAUAAUUUGGGAAAAUUCAAGUGUUAUUUAUUAUUUUCUCAAUAGCUUAAAGAAGACAUCGCAAUAGUUGAACUACAAAUAUGACGAUUCAUUAUUAUUAUUACAUAGUAUUAUGAUGUUUUGAAAACAUCCCAUGACUGCGAUAUUUUAAAAUUGUUAUGUUAAUCGGGUGAAAUGUAAAUUUUGUAACAUAUUUAGUUUUUAGAUAUUAUUGAAAUAUAUCUAUUAUCGAGAUAAAUGAUAUUUCCUGA